Messenger RNA from Lactuca sativa (garden lettuce), 3015 nucleotides. RefSeq names its product probably inactive leucine-rich repeat receptor-like protein kinase At5g48380. Gene Ontology annotation, molecular function: ATP binding; protein kinase activity; protein binding. NCBI's taxonomy places the organism in Eukaryota, Viridiplantae, Streptophyta, Magnoliopsida, Asterales, Asteraceae. The record is from RefSeq and is a predicted model, not a curated record. Gene Ontology annotation, biological process: protein phosphorylation.
UACUAUGGCCAUAUUCUCUUUUUCAUCAUCCAACACCGGAUUAACGUUAAAGAUGGAAGGGAAUUGUAUUCCUAGGUUGUGCGUGCUGAUGCUAACCAUGCUAACUUGCUUUGCUACAAUCAAAGCCACUGAAUCAGACAUCAGUUGCCUAAGAUCUAUCAAGGAAUCGCUGGAAGACUCUUCGGGUUUUCUUUCUACCUGGAAUUUCAGCAACAAUUCUGCAGGUUUCAUCUGUAGGUUUACUGGUGUUGAAUGCUGGCGCCCUACUAAGAACAUGGUUUUCCAUAUUCGGCUACCAGGCAUGGGACUCAGAGGACCAUUUCCAAUGGGGAUAAGAAACUAACAGCUUGAUAGGAUUAACAACUACCUUUCAGGACCCAUUCCUUCUAACAUAUCAAAGGUUUUACCAUUCAUUACAACUCUCGAUCUCUCCAACAACACUCUCACAGGUUCAAUUCCACCUGGCAUUGCCAAUUGUACUUUGAUCAAUGUUCUGAUGCUUGAUAACAACCACCUAACAGGCCAAAUCCCUCCAGAGUUUUCUAAACUUGAACGCAUCAAGGAAUUUAGUGUCGCUAACAAUAGAUUGUCAGGAGCCGUGCCCGUAUUUUCCAAUACCAGCUUCCCUGCCGAAAGUUACGCAAACAACUCAGGACUUUGUGGAGGUCCGAUGAACGCCUGCAGCAAGGAUGAUGAUCUUUUUUUUCCAGGGUUUGCAGUCGGAUUUCCUAUUUCUACAAUAUUGAGCAUGUUGUUUAUGUUCUUAUGUUGGCCAAGACUGCGUAUAAGAACCAGUAGAUAUUAUCCUUUUUGGAUCAAGAAAAGAGAAAGGAGGACGCAUCACCUCAUUCCAAGAAAUCCCCAAGUCUUAUUUGCAGAGAAUGUUAGCAGCAUGGAGACGAAGGUAGUUGCAAUGGAAAAGUUUAUCUGCCGAUUUAGUUUGCUGGAACUUGAAAUGGCCACCAACGAUUUUGACAACAAAAAUGUCAUUGGAUACGGAAACAUGGGACUCAUGUACAAGGGAGAGUGUCCAAAAGGCUUGCUAGUUGCAAUCAAGAGGCUCCAUAGGUUUGAGAGCUUUGAGAAAGAGUUUUUGUCAGAAAUUGAAAUUUUAGGAAGAUUGAGUCACACAAACUUAGUACAAAUGCUAUGAUUUUGCUUUGAAAUGGAGAAGAAAUUUCUAGUAUACAAAUAUAUGAGUAAUGGAACCCUCCAUCAAUGGCUAUAUGGAGAAGCCAUGAAGAUGGGAUGGACUUUAAGGUUAAAGAUUGCGUUAGGGGUGGCAAAAGGGAUUGCAUGGCUGCAUCAUAACAAUGUCCUCCAUCUCAAAAUCAACUCAAAAUGUAUCUUAUUAGAUGACAAGUUUGAACCCAAGAUCUCAAAUUUUGGCAACGCCAUAAUCUUGAUAGAUACAAGUGACACCCCUUUAAGUGAUUGCAAUUUUAUAGUUCCAGAUUCUAGUCCCUACAAAGAUGAUGUUUAUAGCUUUGGAAUUUUGUUGCUUGAGUUGGUUACUAGGAGAGAACCAUCGACAUGGAUCAACUCCCUAACAGAUUAUGUGUGGGGUGUGGACUUUGAUCUGAUUGAUGAAUGCUUAAUGGGACAAGGAUUCGAUGAGGAAAUAUAUGAAAUACUAAAAAUAGCAAAAAACUGUAUUCAUCCAUGUGAAGAUGAGGCAACAAACACGCUUCAAGUGUAUGAAGCAAUGUGUGCCAUCGGGACAUCAAGAAACGAAAUAUCCCUUGUUUCAUAGAGAUGUGUAGCUUCACUAUUAUCAUUCAAAUCAUUGUUCAUAGAAAUGAAAUUAGACAUACAUAUAUAAUAGUUUGUGAUCUCUUCCUAUCAUCCUCUGUCUUCAUUCCAGAUGUUCGAUCAAAUCCCAAUUGUGUAAAAUACUUUGUGUCUCUUAUGAUCGAAUCAACAGAAACCUUUCAUGAGAAGUUGUGCAUCUAGAAGGAAAAUGUUCAACAAACAAAAAAAUUCGUAGAAAAAUGUUCACAACAUCAUUACAUAGUACAUACUGCAACUGAAGCACUCAAUGGAUAUCAGUGAAAAACAAACAAAAACAAAGACUUCCCGAAAAGAAAAUAAAACAUUUCAAUAGUAUUUAGGCUUACCACACACAGGUCCUUGUCAUAAUUGAGAUCGCCACUAAAUUUGUCUCUAUCCGCAUCCGAUUUAUGAUGUCAAUUUUUAGAUUUAUAUAUAAGAAUGAAGGUAAUAUCAAUAUAAUACUAUUUUGUUUUUGGGGUGUGUAGUUGCAAAGAGUAACUGACAUAACUCUGUAUAGGUGUGUUUGCGUUUUAAUUUUCUUUUUCAUUAUUUAAUUCAUAGAGUUAAUAAAGGAUUUAUUAACCAUCGUUGUCCACGUGGGAAGGUCAAUCGUGAAAUAAUAACGAUAUUUUAAGCGUGCAAAGGUUUGAAUCCUUGUGUGAAAUUCCACGUCUCAUCUGAUAGGCUUCCAUCACGGGUCAAAAUUGUUAUGUUCCAGCCACUUUUCUCGAAGCCACUAUUUUGAUAAAAAGAAACCUUGGUGGAAAAGAUUUCAUACCUAUGAUGAACAUAUUAAAUGGAGAGAGGCUGAAAUGGUGGCUGAUGUUAUUAAAAACAGAGGUUCUAACAUCAAUUGUAAAAACAGAGGUGGCUGAAAUGGUGGCUGAUGUUAUUAAAAACAGAGGUUCUAACAUCAAUUGUAAAUCAUCCCAAACAUAGAGAGAUGGAUAGCAUAACACAAGAUGACGAGUGUUAAAAAAAGAUUUUUUUUUGUAAGAGUCAGGUGUGAGAGUUACUCUUCUUAUUUUAAUUUUGUUCUUAUGUUAAAUCAAAGAGCUUUCAAAUCCCAACAAGUGAUAUCAGAAACUAGAGGCUAAAGACUAGUUUGGUGUUGAGGGGAUUUUUCAUAAAUUUCUCUGUUUUUGAUCGAAAUGUUUGUCUCAAAUUCGAUUUCUAGGUAUACCACUAGAAAGGGCUUAUUUCAAAGGAUUCAGAGCAAUGUUCAACUAUCACCGGUUUUAC